AUCACACAUUUUCUCCUGUUCAGGGAAAGAAACGAAGUCAUGGCAAGAACCAAGCAGACCGCUCGUAAAUCCACCGGAGGCAAAGCUCCCAGGAAGCAGCUGGCCACCAAGGCUGCCCGUAAGAGCGCCCCGGCCACCGGCGGCGUGAAGAAGCCUCACCGUUACAGGCCCGGUACCGUGGCUCUGAGAGAGAUCCGUCGCUACCAGAAAUCCACCGAGCUGCUGAUCCGCAAGCUGCCCUUCCAGCGCCUGGUCCGAGAAAUCGCUCAGGACUUCAAGACCGACCUGCGCUUCCAGAGCUCCGCUGUCAUGGCUCUGCAGGAGUCCAGCGAGGCUUACCUGGUCGGACUCUUCGAGGACACCAACCUGUGCGCCAUCCACGCCAAGAGGGUCACCAUCAUGCCCAAAGACAUCCAGCUGGCCCGCCGCAUCCGUGGAGAGAGAGCUUAGACUCACCCGCUACCACACCACCACAACAAAACGGCUCUUUUAAGAG
This is a messenger RNA of Centropristis striata (black sea bass), 496 nucleotides long. RefSeq names its product histone H3. The transcript has a single exon. Gene Ontology annotation, cellular component: nucleosome. The record is from RefSeq and is a predicted model, not a curated record. Lineage: Eukaryota; Metazoa; Chordata; Actinopteri; Perciformes; Serranidae. Bases 40 to 450 code for a protein of 136 amino acids. Gene Ontology annotation, molecular function: protein heterodimerization activity; DNA binding; structural constituent of chromatin.